UCAGUUGUGAGCUGUAUUUUCGGCCGAAUAUUCAUACGAAACUGAGUAAAAAAGAAGAAAAAUUAAGAGAGACGAAUUUUUCAUUUAAUAUUUUCUUUUUGGCCAUACAAAUUAAUGGAAAUCUCGCAAUACCAUCCUUAACCAACAAAAAAAAAUAAUUAUUUUUUUUCCACAACAAUUUAAUUGAGGAUAAAUGAAGGCAAUUAAUUGUUCAUUAUAAUAUUUUGUUCGUGUUUGGAAUCGACCAAUAACGGUUGAACUUUAAGUGGAAAAUCGGUUUUAUUUUUACGAAUUUUUCGUUUCGUCGUCGGACUUUGUUUUUUUGCUGAGUUAACGUUUCGAGCUGUGCCAAAAUAUUAUAAAAUGUUUCGGGAUACAAUCAGCUGUUAAUGGUUACACGUAUUUCGAAUAACAAAAAUAAUAAAUAUUUCAACAUUACGUGAGAAUAAUUGAAGAUCACAGCAAAAACAACAUAAAACCGAGAGAAAGAGAGAGAGAGUGUGUGUGUGAUUGACGGAAAGAGACGUUAAAUAAAUAAAUUAUAAGAAGAAAAUUGGUGAAUAAAAAUAAAACAGAGAAAAAGAAAGAAAAAGUGGAAAAGUGUAACAAAUAAAUGUUGUGCAAAGUCGUAAUUUUCUAAAAACGAAUCUAGGAAUUAUGGUGAAUAUAAAUAAAUAUAAUGGCAGAUCUUGCAGAUCAAAUCGAUGACUAUAUCUGCAGUUUUGAAGGUGUGGGUGACUUAACAAUGGACACUUUAGCAAUGUUGAUAUUUGCUUGGGCCGUAUUGGCCCUAUUCCUUGUGUGGCUGUGUAAAUUUUUAUAUAAUAAAUAUGUGAAGAAGGGCAACGUCCCGGAUACGAGCAAAAUAGGAACUAGUCCCAGCGAGAAGCUACGCAAAACGGAGCUGAAAGAGUUAUCGGCCAGCAAGGAUAUCAAGGGACUUGACUUGGCUGCCAAAUCAUUAGCACCUGGUAGUAAAGGUAUUGUGAAACCAACUUCUCGAUCUGGCAGUAUCGAUCUAUCAUCAAGAAAACGUUUAUCGCGUAAGAGUCCCGGGCCAGAGUUGAGGAAACCUCUGCGCUCGAUUCCACCGCCAUCAAAUGUGGUUGGACCCGAAAGUUCGUCGGUGACAUGGACAAGUCAGGUGUUUCGAUGGUUGUACAGCGAUUUGGUGAUUGUAAAUGAAUUAUUGCAGUCAUGGGUAACGACGCUGAACGAAAACACGAAGAAAACAGUUGAAUCGACAGGAGUAGCUGUAGAAAUAGUUCGAGUCCUGCCAGAAAGCCCUCCGCCAAAUCUAUCAAACAUUUACUGUGAGAGCCUGGACACACAGCCCAGUGAAAUGACAAUAACAUUAGACUGUGAAGCAACGCCAGUGCUGCAAAUCAAAACGUUCAGACAGAAAGCUGGCAAAGUCGAAACAUCGCACUACAAAGCAACAAUUUCACGAAUUCGUGCACGUUUAAGCAUUGCACUUAGCUAUAAUACAUUAAAAGGAGAUAUGCGAGUCGAAGGUUUUCCAGAUAUUCGCAUUACUCUUAAUAGUGUUGGAGCAAUUAAAACACUUGAUCAAGAUGAGAAACAACUACAGGAGGUUAUCAAUGAAAUUUUAACGACCACCAUCCGAGAUACGAUAUACCCAGUUGACUUUUCAAUAUACUCAACUUGUCCACGAGCUGUCGAAAUGGAUCCACCAGAAAUACCACACAACAUGGAACAUUUGAAUCCACUGCAAGCACAAGAAUCUCCAGUGACCGCUGUUCCAUCCGGGCGACGAUUAUUGGUUAAAGUAGUCAAAGGUGAGGGACUAACAACUGCCAACGAUCCAUAUUGUGUCAUCGAAAUGGAUGAACCGCCACAGAAAAACCAAACUGGUGCCAGACAAGGAACGACACCAUUUUGGGACGAACAUUUCUUGUUCGACCUAUCAGAACAAUCUGCCGAAAUAUUGUUCGAAAUUUACGAUCGUCCAGCUAAUGGCACCGAUCCACCGAAAUUUUUGGGAUUAGGUCUGGUUGGAAUUGAUGAAUUGGCGGUGGGACCGGCAUCAUCACAGAUAUUAACAUUACAACCUCGCCCGUACGAAACGGAAAGUGUUAGUGGCGCUAUUACCGUUGAAUUUGUGUUUAUCGAAGGUGCAGAAGUGCCGGCUGGACGGAGACCAUACAAAUUCAAGGAAGCACUGAAGAUAACCAAUCCGGCUGUUGUCAAUGGCUAUCAAAACGGACAGGAUUUAGCCGAUACGGCCGUUAAGGCUAUCGAAGGCGGUGCAUUAACGUCUAGCGCAAAUCCCAGUAGAAGCACAUUAAUCAUUCAUAGCGUGCAACGACCAGGUGAGCCAGUUGCCCAAUCAUCGCCAAUGCAUCAAACAAAUGGUUACAAUCAUUCACUGCCCAGAGACAAUCAGUCAAAUUAUGUGAUAACCGACAAUGGUAACGAUCCGAAUCUAGACGAUCGCGGACGCACCAGAAAGAAGCGAGACUUUUUCGGUACACUGAAACGUCGUCUCGGCCGUUCGAAAAGUCGUGCUAAAUCAGUGGACCGUGGUAUGAUACCGAUUGAUGCGGACAAUCCGAACGCACAGCUGCGAUCGGUUUCGGCCGAUCGUGGCGGAUUAAAUUCGAAUAAUACAUCGGCAGGACCAAGAUUAGUUGUUCCAACUUUAGACCAAUCAAGACGAUCCUCACUUUCAGAGUCGUCAGCAAUCUCAGGUUUCUCCAGUGCUAGUACAAAAACAUAUGUCCAUGAGGCAUCGACAUUGGUUUUGGAAACAAUUGAAAAUGGUGUCAAAAGACACUUCUUAGUACCGUUAGCUGUUGCACAAAGACCGCGAUGGCGACGCAAAGGUACUAAGCUACACAUCUAUAAUGAUCAUACGUUUGUAGCAAAGCACUUGAGCGGUGGGCUUACAUGUGAUGUUUGUAACCGUUCAAUACCUCGCCGUCCAGGAAAGCAAGGCUACGAAUGCCGAGAUUGUAUGACAAAAUGUCACAAGCAAUGUCAUGUUAGAGUACCACAAGCAUGUACAAAUCCAACGGUUUUAUCAAUGGAAUUGUCAUCGCUACCAAUGCUGUCUGAUAGUAAUUUGUAAUAAUUUCCGCACAACAAUCAAAAACAUUAAAAAAAAUAAAAAACCAAAAAUAAAAUGCUUCUUCACCAACACUCAACUUAAAAUCGAAAAAUUUGAUAUUCUUCUCUCUAAAAAAAAUUGUUUACACAAAAUGUUAAUCGUCAUAAUUGGGGUCAAAAUUAAAUUCUGCUGCCGCUGAAAGAAGCAUACGAAAAACUUAAGAAUGGAUUUCUAAAAUCUGCAACAUUAUUAUUGUAACACUAGACCUCAUCAUAGUUUUAACUCUAUGUUAUGAAUAUUUACUUAAAUAAUCUCUUUCUAACUCUAUGAUAUAUAUACAUCUCUCUUUGUCUAUGUCUUUGAUACACGAAAAAAAAAAUGAAGAAGAAGAAGAAAUGAAUUAGCUCUAAGUAAUAAGAAAAAUAUCGAUGACACUCUGAAUUAGUUUUUCAAUUUUUUUUAAGGAAAUCGUGAAGAGAUAACGUUUCUGGUAUGAAAUACGCAAUGUUGGUGGUAAUUAUUUGUUUCGAAUAUUGUUUACUGUCCGAACCAUCACUCUGAACUCGAAUGAAUUAUAUUUUCAACAACGUGAGUUCAAGUCUUCACAGAUCAAUAUCGUUUUUGAGUAAAAAACCUUCUAUUUUCAAUGACCUCACAUUCAUUCGGCUUGGAUCAAAAAAAUUUCCUUUAGAAGUACGACUAAAAUUUAUGUGUCCCACAAAUCCACUCGUCUCUCGAUAGUAGGCCUGGAGAUGGGAUGUGGGAAGUGUGACUCUCAGUGGGAGCUCUAGCUCUCGAUGGAUAUUGGACUCUCGAUGGAUGUCGGACUAUCGACUCGAUGGAUGUCGGACUCUCAAUGAAUGUCGGACUCUCGAUGAAUGUCGGACUCUCGAUGAAUGUCGGAAUCUCGAUGGGAGAUUUGACUCUCGAUGAGAGAUCUGACUCUCAAACAGAUCUAACUCUUAAUAGGAGGUCUGACUUUUGAUGGAUGUCAGAAUCUCGAUGGGAGAUUUGGCUCUCAAAGCAAUGGAUGGUAGUAAAAAUUCUCGAAAAAAAGUGGGGCGAGCUCUGUGGAUAUUCCCAAAAGUAUGAAAUGUUCUACUAUGGUAUGGUGUAUCUGAAUCUGUGAAUUUAGAUGUUUACUCGAAGAUCAGUCAUUUGACAUGUACCAGGAACUAUUAAAACUGGGAAAUUGACUUCUAAAAAUGUUCCCUAAUACAACACGCUCGAAUAACGUAAAUUUCACUAUUCAUUUCGCUCUCAGUAAACGAGACACAAGAUCUGAUCGAACAUGACCUUCCUUUCCUUUUUUUCGUAAUUUUCGUUUUAUUGAUUUAAGACUUUCACAGAUUUAAACUUAAUUAAAAGCACGAUGAGGGGUGGAUUGGUUUUUAUAGUUGUCUGUGUGUGAUUGAAAAAUAAACUUUAAGUUUUGGUGAAAAGUGUUUUUCGGUAAAAGAAAAGAUGUGAAUUUCGAAUUAUGUUGGUUUCGUUUAAGUGGACAUUGGAUAUUGGUAUGCAAUAAAGAUAAUGAUGGAAAUGAAUUAUUAUAAAUUUUGUAUAAUUUUGCAUUGGAAAAUCGAUGUUUUUUUAUUGGUUAUACACUUUGUAAUAUGUAGUUGGUGAUUGCUGUAUGCUGUAUUUGUAUCUUUUACGGAAAUCGUUUUCAGAAUGGUCCUUUUUUAUCUUCGACAUUAUUUAGCGACACACAAGUAAGGCCUUAACGAAUUAACAGUUUUAUAUUUUUUUCUUUUUCUUAAAUUAAAAGUCGUGCCUAAGAACAAUAUAACAAGUUUUUUUGUAAAAAAAAAACGGAUAUGAAACAAAACAAA
This is a messenger RNA of Bradysia coprophila, 4902 nucleotides long. RefSeq lists its product as uncharacterized. Lineage: Eukaryota; Metazoa; Arthropoda; Insecta; Diptera; Sciaridae. The record is from RefSeq and is a predicted model, not a curated record.